CUUUAAUAUUCCUUCAUCCAUUUGGAAAAAAAAAAUCAUGAAGACUUUUGUUCUGUUUGUCCUGAUUCUGGCAUUGACCUUGGCAGCUUGGUGCAGCGGAGAAGCACCACCAAAAGCACAGCCACAGGUGCCUUGUUACUUCGUUUUUGGAGCUUCGUAUUACGACGAUGGCAACAAUAACCGUCUUUUGACCCUCGCUAAAUCCAAUUAUCCUCCUUAUGGAAUUGAUUUUCUCCAAGGCCCCACUGGAAGAUUUACAAAUGGUCGCACCACUGCUGAUUUUUUAGCUGAAUUUCUUGGAUUCAGCCACUUCAUUCCAUCCUUUGCAAGCCAAAGUAAUCGGAAAUGCAAUAAGGACAUUCUCCAAGGCAUAAAUUAUGCCUCUGGCUCAUCUGGGAUUCUUAAGGAAACUGGGAGGCACGUGGGUGCUCGAAUCGGAAUGGACGGGCAGCUCCAAAAUCACAAAACUAUAAUCUCGCGCAUCUCCACGCUGUUAGGAAACACGACCGAUUCAUACCUUAACAGUUGCUUAUAUACAGUUGCAAUGGGCGACAACGACUAUAUCGGCAACUAUUUUCUGCCACUAUUUUAUAAUACAAGCCGCCAUUAUUCUCCUCAGCAGUAUGCUUUUCGUCUUCUUGAACAAUACUCUAAACAAUUAACGAGUCUCCACGAGCUUGGAGCCAGGAAGAUAGCAUUGUUUGGAAUACCUCCGCUUGACUGUUCUCCUGAUGCCAACUCCAAACAUUUUGCUGCCAAAAACUAUUCUGAAUGUGUAGGUGAAAAGACCCAUGCAAUUGGCCUUUUCAACGCCGGGCUUAAAGGACUCGUUGAUCAACUUAAUAAAGAUCUAAGAGAUGCCAGAUUUAUGUUAGUGGACGCCUAUGGGAUAUCUAGAUCUUCAGUAUCCAAAUUUAAGGUGACAGAUGCGGCUUGUUGCAAAACAGAGCCAAGAGUGGGUCUUUCCAUAUGUAUUCCUCGUGUUGAUCCUUGUGCCGAGAGAAACGACUACAUGUGGUGGGAUGCGGUUCAUCAGACGGAGGCUGCCUAUAGGAUCAAUGCCCAAAGAGCUUUCAAGGCUCAAUCUCCUACCGAUACCUACCCAGUUGACAUUACUCAAUUACUUCAAUUAUAGGUCUAGCUACCUUUAUCAUUAUUAUUAUUUUCCCUAAAGAUAGAAUUCAUUAAAAGCCUCUAAUUAAGCAUGAAAAAAAAUUACAAAGUUGAUUUAUAUCUAAGGAUUACAAAUAAGCAACGCUUUUGCCUGCCAGGCUAUGAGGUAGCUAGAUGUAUUAUCAGAUUUCCAGAUUAAUCAUUGUUGUUGCUUUUCUUAGCCAUUUUCCAAUUGAAGCAGAAGCAUGCCACAAACAUCUUUUUUAACUCUAGCUCUAUGUAGCGAUUUCUGGUUCCUUUUGUUAGGAAAUUUCCUUGUUGCUUCGUUCUCAUCUAUAUCUAUAUUGAAUAUUGAUACGUAGCUAAUAUAUUUCUAUGUUGAAGUUGGAUUGCGAAAUGGAUCCAAUGCAGCAAUUGUAACGCUUGUUCCUCUUUGCAUUCCUUGAUGGAAAACAGUGAUUUAUAUAUUUUUGAAUUAUUUUGG
Molecule: messenger RNA, 1597 nt
Organism: Hevea brasiliensis (rubber tree)
Lineage: Eukaryota; Viridiplantae; Streptophyta; Magnoliopsida; Malpighiales; Euphorbiaceae
Product: GDSL esterase/lipase At1g29670-like
Exons: 5
Coding region: 38-1135 (365 amino acids)
Molecular function (GO): hydrolase activity, acting on ester bonds
Source: RefSeq, a predicted model, not a curated record